AAGAUCCACCACCCCACCAACCAACUACUCUCACAGUCUCACCUCCCGCUCCUGCCCCCUCCCUCUCGUUCUCUUCCUAAAUGGCGGCCGAGUCCGCCAGGCCGCCCUCGCCGCCGCGCGACUCCGGCUGCCCCGCGGGCGCGGGAGACUCCACCAGCUCCCAGCUGACCGCGACCUACCUCGGCGUCAGCUUCGCGCUCUUCCUCGCCACGCUCCCGUCGGGCACCGCGGCGCGCCACGUGGCCUCGCUCCAGUCGCGGGGCCGCCUCCUCGCCUCGCGCCUGCUGGCCGCCGAGGACCAGCUGCGGCAGCUGCGCGCGCGCCGCCGCGAGGACGCCCGCGCCAACGCCCGCGCCGCCGAGAUCUUCGCGGGCCACCGCGCCGCCUGGAUGGAGGCCGAGCGCCGCCUGCAGGCCCGCGCCGCCGCCGCCGCGGACGAGGCCGCCUCCCUCCGCGCGCACCUCGCCGACGCCGAGGCCGACGCCGCUGCGCUGCGCGCCCGCGCCGAGCGACUCGAGCGCGAGGCCGCCGAGCGGGAUGAGCUGCUCACCGCGCUCCUCGCGGCCACCUCGCGCGCCGGGUACUCCGGCGGCGGGCCCCUGCCCCGCGUCCACGACGGGGAGGAGCAGGAGGAGGAGGAGCGGGCGCGCCACGACGCGCGUGGGGAGCGGGAGCCGGAGCACGAGCAGGACCCGCUGCCCGCGCCGCCGUUGGACCACGCCGCUGACACCACCGACGCCGAGGCCCUCGCUGCCGCCGCCGCGCUCUACGCUCAGCAGCGCCAGAAGCACGACGACGACUUCUACACGGCGGCCAUGGCCGCGUCGGGAAUGCCGCCGUGGAUGGAGAUGGACCGAUCAAAAGCCUGGCAGGACCUAAAGUAUGAUACAAUUGAGUCAACGUACAACACAAAGCAUGCUGUACCGAGGAGAGAAUCACCCUGGAAAGUGGAUGUAGAAUCUUCAGGAGUUCCAGCAAAACUUAGGUUGCUGGAGCAGGAAUUACUUAACCUGGAAAAGGUAGUGAAUGGAGAUUUGUCCAAGAUUCCAUUGGUGAUGAGAAAACAAGUGAAAAGAUACCAAACUCUAGCUGGGAAAAUUGAUGAUCUUUGCAAACGAAUGCAAACAAGUGACCCUUGUGAUUCAACACUUAACUCGGAGUUUAGAACACAGCGGCAAACAGAAUUCUUGCUGGAAGCGUUUCACCUUCAGCAUCGUGCAACUGAAACCAGGCAGAAGCUCGGCACACUGCAAGCAGAGACCGCAAAAGGCAGCUUUGGAGAUGAGCUAACAGCAGAAGCCAAAAUGUGCACAAGAAGAGCACUUAGUUCAAUAAGGAAUAACUUCAAGGAAAUCCAGCGAAGCUUGGAGAUUUGGCUGGCAAGAAUUCUUGGAGACCUCGAGGGCAUGCUAGCCAGGGAUGGGGCCUCACGCAUUAGGGAGUACUUUCUGUCUCCAUACACGUCUGCUGUUCGGUGAGUGGCUGGUGUCAUGGCAUGCAGGAAUGGUCAUGUUCUCCUCACUACUAUAUAGUGACUGCAUGCGCAUGAACACCCUGGAGAAUCCCUGGAUACACGGUCAGCAGGUAAAAUGCCAGAAUCAAGUUCAUGCGCACCUGUGGAACCCCCUUGUUGGUCUUUUUUAUGGGCAGCCUUGCAAGCUUUAGCAAAAUUGAAGAGAAGUGAUCUGGGAUCCUACCAGAUUUCACAGGCGGAUCGAAUGUAGAAUUUAGAAGCAUAUAUCCCCCAUUAUUAGGGACAUCAAAUUUUGACACCAAAUCUGAUCAAGUUCUAGAUCACCCCUCUUCAUAUCUGUCAAAUUUAUGCGAAGGAUUGCGGUUAAGCAAGGUUGCAUCGAAGUGAGGCUGCCAGUGUGUACUGCUGAUCGUGCUGUUAGCAGGUUGAUGUCCUUACCAUCGACCACCUCAGUUCAGCCUCAAAUCAGUUUGAACAUAGGUAUAGUUCUGUCCGUAGGUGUUAACGCAUUAUCUGUCUCUCUCCAGCUCUUCAUCUUGUUGGGAUUGUACAGUUUUAUGCUUAUGGUUGUGCUGUUCUCCUAACUGUAUCUAGAACAGAGUCCUUGGAUGCGCUAAACUGUAUUAUUGUCAGUUUAUGGUUAGUGAUUUGUAUUUAUGUUC
Molecule: messenger RNA, 2136 nt
Organism: Zea mays
Lineage: Eukaryota; Viridiplantae; Streptophyta; Magnoliopsida; Poales; Poaceae
Exons: 4
Coding region: 81-1478 (465 amino acids)
Source: RefSeq, marked validated